This is a messenger RNA of Xyrauchen texanus (razorback sucker), 7544 nucleotides long. RefSeq names its product neural cell adhesion molecule L1-like. Bases 295 to 4134 code for a protein of 1279 amino acids. NCBI's taxonomy places the organism in Eukaryota, Metazoa, Chordata, Actinopteri, Cypriniformes, Catostomidae. Gene Ontology annotation, biological process: cell-cell adhesion; axon guidance. The record is from RefSeq and is a predicted model, not a curated record. Gene Ontology annotation, molecular function: protein binding. Gene Ontology annotation, cellular component: axon; plasma membrane. The transcript has 29 exons.
AGUGAAGAGAGGCCACAAUCAAUCUGACGCACAGCAAGAGACACAAGAAUCUUCAGGGACAGAAAAAAACGCCAGACGCUCAGAGUUGCCAGAGGAAGAAGGGAACUCGAAGCCAUUUCAAACCUGCAGAGUGAGAGUACGACAGGAGGGAGUGGACCUGUAAGAGACUUAGUAGAAGAAACAGAGUGAGUGAGAGAGCAGCAGAGGAGGAGGUAGAUUGGAGGUCUGCUUUUCUCUGAGUGAGAUUAUCCAAGAUUUUCCUACCGGUUGUGUUUGUGCCUGGAAGCAGGUGCAAUGCCUGCCACGUCACAAGAGCAGGUGGGCAGCAGGGGGCGAUGUGCACCUCUCCUGCUGCCUCUGCUCUCUCUCCUCCUGCUGUUCCUCGCUCCCAAACCUGGGCAAGCCACCAUCAACAUCCCAUCUAAAUACAAAAUUAGAGACCUAAAAAGCCCCCCAGUGAUAACUGCACAACCACAGUCUGUCACCACCUUUUCAGCAGAUGACAUCACACUCACCUGUGAAGCAACUGGGAAUCCUCCACCCACGUUCCGAUGGGUAAAAGAUGGUGUGGAGUUUGACCCAUCUCAAGACCCUGACCUUUCAGUGUCAAGAGAUUCUGGAACUUUUUCAUUGACUGCCAAGGAUGGACCGAUCCACCAGUACCAGGGCCGUUAUAGCUGCUACACGUCUAAUGAGCUUGGCACAGCUGUGUCUAACGAGGCUCACAUCAUCACAGAUAACACUCCCACUUUACAGAAGGAGAAGAAGGUGUCAAAAAAAGUGGAGGAAGGAGAGAGUGUGGUGCUUCCCUGUAACCCUCCUAAUAGCACUGUGGCACCAGUCAUACAUUGGAUGGAUAAGAGACUCAGGCACAUUCAGCAGAAUGAGCGUGUAAUUCAGGGUCGAGAUGGAAACCUGUACUUCUCUCAUGUGACUGCGGCAGACAGCCGUGAAGACUACACCUGCAGCACUCAGUUCCUCAGUGCCCGUAUCAUCGUGCUCAAAGAGCCCAUCAAGCUGACUGUUGUCCCCUCUAAUUCGGUUGUGCGUAACAGAAGGCCGCAAAUGAUGAGACCCUCUGGGUCCCGCAGUUCCUACCUGGUACUCAGUGGGCAAAACCUGGAGCUGGAGUGCAUUGUACAGGGCCUGCCCUCUCCCAAAAUCAAUUGGAUCAGGAUAGAUGGAGUCCUGUCUGAGUCUCGCACUUUCAAAGACAGUUAUGACAGAGUGCUACGCUUCAAGAAUAUCUCUGAGUCUGACAGUGGCGAGUAUCAAUGUUCUGCCACCAACCUUCAGGGCAUGACCACUCACACCUACAGCAUCACUGUAGAAGCUGCCCCAUACUGGACUAAAGAACCAAAGAGCCAGCUGUAUGUACCAGGAGAUACAGUCAAACUGGAAUGUAAGGCUGACGGCAUUCCCAGCGCUGUGGUCACCUGGAGCAUCAAUGGCAAUCUUCUUACUGAUAUUGACCCAGACCCCAGACGCAGUGUAAAACAUGGCAUACUCACUCUGAAGAAUGUAAAAAUCAGCGACACAGCAGUGUAUCAGUGCAAAGCUGCUAAUAAGCAUGGAACAGUCCUCAUCAAUGCCUACGUCUAUGUUAUAGAACUACCCCCUAAGAUUCUGACAGAGGAUGGCCUCAUGUAUUCAGUGGCAGAAGGACAGGCGAUCGAGUUGGCUUGUGAGACCUUUGGCUCUCCUCUGCCUAAUGUCACAUGGGAGUCCUGGGGUGCUCUUAUAGCCAACCCUAGGAUGAGUCAACUAUCUGAUGGUUCUCUACAAAUCAGUAAUGCCUCUCUUAAUGACAGUGGCCAGUAUACUUGCACUGUCAGCAAUAGCAAAAUCACCAUCACAGCUGAGCUUGAUGUACUCAACAAAACAGUCAUUGUGAAACCUCCAUUGGCUCUGCGAAUCCAGCGGGGUAAACCAGCCACCCUCACCUGUGAGUACCAGGUGGACUCCAGACAGGAUGCCCCUCAAGUCCAGUGGAGGAAGAAUAGACAAAAGCUCUCAGAGUCCUCUGAUUCAGACAGAUACAUGCUAGAUGAAUCCACCCUCAUAAUACCUGAUGUCGAGGAAGAGGAUGAAGGGAUAUAUACCUGUGAGGUCAUCACAAUGCUGGAUAUGGCUGAAGCAAGUGGAUCCAUCACUAUAGUUGACCGACCAGAUCCUCCAACCCAAGUCCUGAUGACCGAACCUAAAGAACGCAGUGUGGCUCUCAGCUGGACACCUGGAGAUGAUCACAACAGCCCUGUGCUAGAGUAUUUGAUUGAGUUUGAAGAGACAGGAUCUGAAAGACAGGAAUGGGAAGAACUAGCCCGUGUGUCGGGCAGAAAUCGCAGAGCUACCCUUCCCCUGAAGCCCUUCAUUUCUUACCGUUUCCGGGUCAUCGGCAUCAAUGACAUCGGCAAGAGUGACCCAAGCAUGCACACAGAGCCCUAUUCCACACCAGCAGCUCCUCCAGACAGCAACCCAGAAGGAGUGCGCAGUGAUUCCAUCGACCCAGACACCCUUGUCAUCACAUGGAAGGAGAUGGACAGGCGUAGUUUCAAUGGCCCUGAUUUUCACUAUAAAGUAAUGUGGAGAAAGGUUUUGGGCAGUGGUCCUUCCUGGCACACCAACUACACAACCUCUCCACCCUUCAUCGUCACAGAUGUGGGCAACUUCACUGCCUUUGACUUAAAAGUUCAAGCUAUCAAUGAGAUUGGAGAUGGUCCAGAUCCCAAGUCCACCAUUGGAUACUCUGGAGAGGACUACCCUCUUGAAGCCCCACUAGAUGUUGGAGUAGCCCUGAUCAACAGCACUGCCAUUAAAGUGACGUGGGCAGCUGUGAACAGAGAGACAGUGAGGGGUCAUCUACAGGGUUACAAGAUUUAUCUGAUGCACUAUGGACCUGAAAGCAGACACCUCAGACGGGAGCGUGUCAGGGAGGGGAAGCCAUCCAAUGUCUCGGUUGUGACCACGGGCAGUUCGGAGGAGAGGAAAGUUCUAGGAGAUCUACAGCCCUACUCCCAUUAUGCACUUGCUGUCAGUGUCUUCAACAAUAAAGGAGAUGGACCCCAGUCUGAACCCCUCACUUUCCACACACCGGAGGGAGUACCUGGUCCUCCAUCAUCUCUGAUGCUGGAUAGCCCCUCAGAAACCGAAAUUACACUGCACUGGACUCCACCCACCCAGCCAAAUGGAGUCCUGAUUGGAUACUCAUUACAGUAUCAACAAGUUGACAAUGAAGACGGUCCUAUGCAGGUAGAAAUUAUUAGUGGCCACAGUGCAUCUCACUUCACCUUAACAAAGCUUGACCCUCACAGUCGUUACCGCUUCUACAUACGAGGGCGCACUGCUGCUGGGGAAGGCCUGCCAAUCAUUAGAGAGGGAGCCACUACACUGGAUGGAGGUCCUCCCUCCAACAUUAGCCUAUCGAUUGGAGAGACAUCAGUCAAUCUGACUUGGGUGUCCAAAGAGAGACAAAGAAGCGUGGGUUUCCUUAUUCAUUACCUGAGAAAAGAUGGCAGGGGUAAAUGGAAGCGUUCUGAAAGAGUGAACACCUCUCAGUCAUUCCACAUAUUGCAGGGGCUCCAGCCCGGAUCCCAGUACCGCCUGUACUUUGACUUCAGCAACAAAACUUUCUGGGAAACUGAGAUUGAGACAGCGGGAGCAAGAGUCAUGGAGGUGCAGGGUGCUUUUGUCACCGAGGGCUGGUUCAUUGGACUUAUCAGCGCACUAGUGCUGUUGCUACUGUUACUGCUCAUUCUCUGUUUUGUAAAACGGAGCAAAGGUGGCAAAUACUCUGUUAAAGACAAAGAAGAAGGCCAGAUAGAUUCCGAAGCGCGGCCAAUGAAUAACGAGGCUUUUGGGGAGUACAGAUCGCUGGAGAGUGACAAUGAGGAAAAGCGGACGGCGAGUCAGCCAUCUCUGUGUGAAGACAGUAAGCUGUGCACCGACGAUGCACUAGACGACUACCCCAACAGCAACAGCGUGCAGACUGAGGUGAUCAUGGACGAGUCACUGGCCAGUCAGAGCAGUGGAGUUCGAGAUGCUCCUGACCCUGAGACUCAGGAAAGCUCCCCUCUAAAUCCUGCCACAACCAUCUCCCACCAAGGCCUGCCCAACUCUGCUGCCCUCCUUGAUUAGAGCUGAGCAUGCCUGAGACCAAAUGUGGAUUCACACACGUGCCCACUUGUUGCAACCCUUCAUGACUGACCAAAUUAUCAACAGUCCACAAUAUUGACACUUACAAACCAAACAGAUGCCAAGAAAUAUAGCAGAACCAUUGCCAGGACUUACUUCAGACAUAAUUGGACCAACACAACACUUUUAACACAGCCAGAAGGAAACAUUCGACAUCCGACAUCAAACGUAUAAGGACUGCCAUGCUCAUUGUUUACAGAUAUUAUCUCUCAUUUUGUGAUUGCGAUAUUGUCGUUUACAGUUAUACACAAGAACAUCCCAUGUAACUUACAGAAAAUAAUUAUUUGAUAAUUCAGAUACAAAUAAUGCAGAUGCCGAGCUCUUAUGGUGGAUGCUGAAUCAAAUAUGGAGUUGGAUUCAUCUGUAAUCCUAUAACAAGUGUUGUGGAAGGAGAACAGGUAGAGCGAGGGACUGAGGGCCUUAAAAUCACGAGUAAGUGCACUGUGCAAGCAUAUUGACAGCUCAAGCUGGAUAUUGAUUGCAAAAUUUUAUCAACUAAUUGUGUUUUGUCCUUUUCUACCAUUUUUGUUUCUAAAGAAGGCAUCAUUAUUGUUUGAAGACUUGUUUGUGGCAUUUUUUUAAUUUAUUUUUAAUUAAUUUUUUUACUCAAGAAAAUGUUUAAUGUCGUGCUUUGUCAUCUACUCAUAAUUCAUUGUAAUAUAUUUGUGAUUCAUUAACAUAUACAUAUCCACAUGCCCUCAGUUAAAAUAAAAGAUUUCCAUAGUGUAAAUAUAUGAGAUGCAAUGAUUCUACGACAUAAGAUCGUUUAUAGCAAGCUGUACAUAAAAGCAUCUAUCAAUUUAGCCAAAUACAGUAUUAUAAUAUAUCUUCUCUCAUCUCUCCAUUGGUUCCAGUGCCUGCCUACAAAAACAUACUCAACCAGAAAUGUUCCCACCACCAGGGAUAAUUCACCCAAAAAUGCUAAUCAUUUACUCACCUUAUGUUGUUCCAAACCUCUUUUGAAUUUCUCUUUUUUCCAUAUAGGACGAUAUUAGGCAGAAUGCUAGGGACUGACAGUCUCAGUCACCAUUCACUUACUUUGUAUGGAUAAAAUAUGUAAUGAAAGUGAAUAGUGACUGAGGCAAACAUUCUGUCUAGCUUAUUUUGUGUACCACGGAUGACAGAGAGUCAAGCUGCUUUGAAACGACAUGAGGAUGACUAAAUGAUGACAGAAUUUUCAUUUUCGAGUGAAAUAUGCCUUUUUAAGCAUUUUCCACCACCACACAUUUGUCUGUUUUUGUUUAUUUUAAAAAAAAAUUAUUAAGUGUAUUAGUCUGUAUUGACAGUAACUCUCUUGCAGUCCUGUUAGUGUAAAGCCAUAAGAAUACACGCGUAAGGUGCGUAGUAAGUUGUGAGGUAGUCAUGAGGUAGAUAGGGUUGUAAGAGAGAACAAUACACUCAGAGACGUAUAUAGUUUAGUUUGGUUAUGUAAAAUGCAAUCAUGUAUGUUCUGGCUUGUGUCUUACUACACAGAGAAUGUAUGCUUUGUUUGGAUGGGAAAUAUGAUUCCAUACCAGUAUACCAAAUAGCAUUUGUUCCUUUUUGCCUUUUGGUUACAAUGAUUUCUUGUUUGAUAUACAAAUAUAGCAGAAUAUAGCACUGAAAGAAUCUAUGGCAAAGAGGGGCACAGGGGAAAAAAUGUCCUAAGGGGGUAGUUGACCCAAAAAUGAAAAUCAUUUCAUCGUCCACAUACUCAUUCCUAACCUGUAAGACUUGUUUUUUUCUUUUCUUUUGGAAAUCACAUUUAUUGUAUGGAAAAAAAUAACAAAAUUGAACUUGUUUCAUGAAAGGGUGAAUAAGUUAUGACAGAAUGUCUUUUUUGGGUAAACUAAACCUUUAAUUUUCAGAUGAAUGUAAAUAUAACCCAAAAGAUUGUCGAUGACGUUUGAAACUGUCUUAUAUUUUAGGUUUUGUAAUCGUUCAUUCGUUUCAUUUUUGUAACUUUUUUUAAACAUUAGAGUAACUUGUUAGUUGUGAUAUGAGUAGAUAAGUAGUGCUGUGCAUAGUUUUCAGAAACAAAGAAAAUGUCCUUUGAUAACUAAAUGUUGCAGGUUCUGAUUAAAAAAAUACAAUUGUAAAAACAGAUUGGAUAAAAAAGACAACAAAGCACCAUAACUUUCAUCUAAUUGAAGUAACUGACAAAACAAGAUCAUACUGAUAGUUUCCUGAGUGUGGAAGAAUGGCAGUAUUGUGUGUAUCUGAUUCAAGUAUAUCACUGCAGUGGUGGGGCAAAAGAAAGGAUGCAGUCGUUGUAUUUGUACCCUGCACACACAUACACUCCCAGGGUGCAAUAUGCACUGAAUCAGAUCUAAGAGACCACUGUCUUGCAGUUACUCCCAGUCCUUUGGGACAGCUGUGGUGGCCAGACUGCUCUGUUUUUAUUCUUAUCUGUGUUCGCUUCCUCCACAAAAGCUAUAUAGAAACACUCAGGACAAAAGUCCGUUAGAGAUCUAUUUUCUUACAGGAGGGGGGCAGUGAUGCAAAUUAUAUUCAAUUCAAUAUUCAACUGAACUGCUGCUAGACUUGUGUAUUUUGUCAGUGUCUUGACUGUGUAUUGAGAAUGGAGAUGAAUUCACUUUCAGAUAUCCACUAUACUGCCCUCUACUACUGCAAGAGAAUUGAGGGUGCCGCUUAAAGUCAAUAUUAAAUAUAUAUAGACCCUAAUUACUUUCUAAAUACACAUUCUUGAUCUCAUUGUGAACUAUUCAUUGGUGCAUGUUAUUUUAAAGAAUAAAACGGUCUACGCAAUCUUUAAUCAAAAUGUAAUAAAUUGUUCUGACUUUCCUUUUUGGCUGAUGUCACCAAAGCUUUUUAUUUUUCAACCCCUCCCCUUAACUGUUUUUUUUUCACUAUCCAAUCAAAUCUCCCUUUCAUUUGGAAAUGACACAUAAUGGAAAUAAAAUGGGUUGCAAAUGACAUUUCAUGUUGACUUUAAGGCUUAAUUAGUGAACAAUCAUUGCCAUAUUUGUUAUUUGUCAAAUGUAUGCAUUGGAGCUCAUAGUCCAUUUAAAAUGCAUCUUAAACUGGCUUCAUCUACUGUAGGCUUAAUGCAAAUAUAAGCUUGACCUCUAAUAAGUCUUUUCCUCUUGUAUGUUCUGUUUGUUACUGCAUAUGAUGUGACAAUAAAUGAAGGACCAGAUGUUUAGGAUUGAGUGAGUCUGUGGGACUGUCGUUGGCUGGCCACACCCCCCUGCGGUGUUUGUGUGUACUACAGCAGUGAAUGGACUGAAGGGGUUUGUGAUGGUGGGCUAAAUUAACUAGCUAUUAACUGGAUUAUGCUAUUGUAUCUGCAUCACCGAAUAGCCAGUGUCAGUACAUACUUAUUGAAUAAAAUCAAUGGAAUCAUGUUCAUC